UUUAUUCGUGAUUUUGCAGAAUAGGGCGAUUCGAUGGCACCGAGUUCAUCCUGCUGCGUCCUGCCGCGCCGCGCAUUGGCGAGAAGAUCUGCAACCGACCAACCGCCCACGAAAUAAUCGGAAUAAAAAAGAAAAAAAAUGAAGUUUGAUCGAAGAAGGGAACAAUAUCAGAAUCCGGAGAUGGCAAGCUGAGGGAUUAGAGGAGGAGAAAGAGUCAAGCAUGGAAGGAAUCGAGCAAAUCGAAUCCUCCUCCUCCAUCAAAGGAGAAACAUCGCAGGGUGGCGGGCGGUGCUCUCUUUCUGAUUUUGUCCUGGUCAAUGCAAGCCGAGAAGGUCUAGAAACGACCCCCUUGUCUCCCCAACCGCCCUUCCGUCCCCAUCCUCCCUUCUCUAUUUCUACCUUUCUCGUCUUUAUCGCCUCUUCUUUGCCAAUCAAUUCAAUUCCUUCUUCUUUGCUGCUUGUUUCCUUUUUUCUUGGUCCUGUGGGUGGAGGUCAGGAUGACGGUGAAGAAGACGAGGAGGGUUGCGGAGGAGCCCUCGCCAUCCCCUUCGUGCGCCCCUUAUAGAGAUGACGCUAGGAAGAGAGUUAGAUUCCAAUCGCUCUCGCAAGAUUAUACGGAGUUUCUUGAGGAAACUGAAGAAAAGAAGAGGAGAUUGCUGGAGGCAAGACUAAGGAAACGUAAACUCUUGGCUGAAGUCCGAUUUUUGAGAAGAAAACUUGAUACCUCACUUGCAAACCCGUAUCAGCUAGUUAGAUUGAAGGAACCAUCAACUACAACUCCAGUGAUCAAACCUCCUACAGAAAAGAAACCCAAAGUAUUUGAAGCUGCACGUACAAGUAACUACAGUAUUGACAAUUUGCAUGUAAAUGCAUCUCGGUAUCAGUUUAAAAAGAGGUCUCCGAAAAAGCCAACCAAAUCUCUAUGUGUUGCACCAUCGGGUUUGUUCAUCCCAAAGGAAGUACCCCCUCAGAACAUGAUGACAACGGAAGCUGGAAAUGCUAGCACUCCUGCAACUCUAGGUGCGAAUGAAGAAUCGUUUAAGUUGGAGCAGUAUCACAUGCAAAUGGACAGACUCAAUAGAGUGCCUAUGAUUGGAGGAGGCUCUAGUGAUAUUUUAGCGAUUUGUAGAGAUCUUGGAAACAACUCAAAGAAGACUGGUAAGAGAAAACUCUCAUGGCGAGACCCACUGGUGUUGAAGGCUUGAAGUCUUGAUGUGAAUUUUGUGGAUGGCAAAGGUGUGUCUUCUGUACAUUUAAUUUGCAAGAGUCGACACAAAAUAGAACUUUCUCAGUUGCCAUUAGCUCAUGCAACUAUGCAAGAUGAGAUGGAGAGGACAUAUGUUUUACUGUCACUAAGUGGUUCGUCCAAUCUUUAAUCUA
Molecule: messenger RNA, 1380 nt
Organism: Zingiber officinale
Lineage: Eukaryota; Viridiplantae; Streptophyta; Magnoliopsida; Zingiberales; Zingiberaceae
Exons: 4
Coding region: 498-1205 (235 amino acids)
Source: RefSeq, a predicted model, not a curated record